Betta splendens (Siamese fighting fish) is the source of this 1646-nucleotide messenger RNA. It is a transcript of the gene ift27, whose product is annotated as intraflagellar transport 27 homolog (Chlamydomonas). The transcript has 7 exons. The record is from RefSeq and is a predicted model, not a curated record. Gene Ontology annotation, molecular function: GTPase activity; GTP binding. NCBI's taxonomy places the organism in Eukaryota, Metazoa, Chordata, Actinopteri, Anabantiformes, Osphronemidae. Gene Ontology annotation, cellular component: Golgi apparatus. The coding region runs from base 1 to 864 and encodes 287 amino acids.
AUGACGCGCCUCCCGUCCGCAGCCUCCGCUCUGGUCCUCGUCUCCUCCGCUGCUGAUUCACACACGGGGCGUGUGGAAAACACCGCGUUUGCGCUCGGCACUGGUUCCACCGCCGCCACGAGACCGGCUCGCGCCUCUGCUCGGCCCUGCUUCUGUGCCUGGUUGUUGACCGAGCCUCCGAAUCCGCACCGACCGCUGUCGUUCGCCGGGAAGAGGGAGCUCCGUGCCCGUGUUUUGAAGAUGCGCUCUCCCUCAACGCAGGAGCGAACACGUGAACGCGCGCCCGGUGUCACGCCUCGAACGAAGCCCUCCGCGUCCACAACACUCGGCGGAGAUGCUGCGGUGGGGAAGAGUUCCCUUUCCCGUAUGUUCCACGGUGACGGUACGCUCUUCCAGAAGAACUACAGCAUGACAACUGGAGUAGAGCUGUUGAUCAAAUGUGUCAACAUCCCAGAGACCAACGACAGUGUGGAGUUCUACAUCAUAGACUCUGCAGGGAAGGAGACAUUAGUGGAAACCUGUGAGAAAAUGUGGGGUCAGCCGUCGUUGCUGUGUCUGGUUUUUGACCUCACCAGUGAGCAGUCUUUUGCCAACUGCAGCCAGUGGAUGGAGAGAGUCCGUGUCCACUGCCAGGGUCUCCAUAUUCCAGGUGUUCUGGUGGGCAACAAGUCAGACUUGUCUGAGAGACGGGAGGUACAGGCGUCCGUGGCCCAGGAAUGGGCCCAGGGCCAGGGCUUGGAGUACCAUGAGACAUCGGCCAAAGAGAUGGAGAACUGCGAUGCGCCGCUCCUCAGCUUAGCCCGGGCCUUUCAUUCCCUCUAUCAGGAAAGAAGGGAGACCAUCCAGAACCUGAGUCCAAGCUAGACCACGUCCAGCCCAAGCCCACAUCAGCUUUAUGUGUGAUAGGUGUGAGGAUGGGAGGUGGUCUCCUGUACCUCCACCCGCGGUCCCAGCAGAUAAGGCUCGUUUAGAGUCAUAGUCUGGUCUGCCAAUAAAGAGACUCCUUUUUUCUAUGCGAGUCUGUGCUGAGCCCUGUUUUCUCUUAUCUGCUUGUUCCAUGUCCUUGCAUAGACAGGGGGCUUUACUUACACAGUGACAGUCAGGUCGUUACCACAGUAAGACUCCAGCACCUCCUCUCCUUUGUGUUGAUGGCUGUGAUUUUAGUCUUUUCUGUCCACCAUCACCUCAUCCUUCUGAUGUUUUCCUUUAAUUUUAAUGUCACCUUGUCCCUGACCAGAUCUGUCUCUAUUCUGUUUUUUUCCUCACCUGGCUCUUUGUUUCUUCUGUUUAUCUUUUUCUUCACCUUUAUUGGGACCUUACCCUUUUUUUAAGACUUGCCAAUUGCUGUGUUGUUGUUGUUGUGUGUGUGUGUAGCUGUGUGUCUUGUUGUGUUUACUGCCCAGCUGUAGCCCUCUCACAUUAUUUCAGUCAUGUCCCUGAUACUGUGCUAACAACAAGUAAUCACCUUUCUAAUUAGCCAUGUCCUAUUCAAAGCAGGUCAAAGCUGCGUCCCUGUUCUCCCCGACUCUCAGACCAGCUGCCACCACUCAAGGACAGUGACAUUGUUUUCAUUUCUGACUGCUGUUUAUAACAUAUAUAUUUACACUGAUCUUCUUCCCAAACAUAUAAAGCAGUUCUAGAUUUUA